UGGUACGUAACGAGUGGCGGAUAGGUUUCGAAUGUGUACGAAGGAAGGAGGAGCAACGAUUCCACGGCUACAGCUCACACUGUCAGUCAAUAUAAAAGCGGCACGAAACAAGUGUCCAUCUUAAUCCCGACGAUCGAACGAUUUUUAUUCGCCGCUCCUCCUCCACACCGAGACUCUGAUUAAUGUUUUACUCUCGGCGACUAUGACGCGCGUCCACCGCGACCGUUCGCUCAGACUUUGGUCGCGUACGUUUCGCGACGAGCGGUUCCUCGAAUAUCUGCCGAGUGUAAACGGAAAUUCCACUGAACGAGGAUUAACGAUAAGAAGGAAGAGCGUGGAAGCGGAAGGAAAUGAACGCGAUACUGGCAGUGAUAAGUUACGCGGUCUUGACGACAGCCGCGUACGACAUCAGCGAGCAAUGCAAAAUUCAUGAGAAAACUAUCGUCAAGUGCCGAUGCAUCGGAAACGAGGAGUUUUUCUUGCCGGAAGGGUACAACUACGAAAACGUGACCAGCCUGAGGAUCGCUUCUUGUACUAUCGCGAAUCUACACUUCUCAAGCUUGACGGAGGCGAAUCGGAUCACGGAGAUCGUUGUACAAAACAUCAGCGAGAGGCUGAUAUUCGAGCUGUUCCUCACCUCGAAGAAAAUGAAGCGAUUAAAGUUAUCCAGGAUUCGGCGGAUACCUUUGAUCACUCACGACACAUUCGUCAGUUUGAACAGCAUCGAGACGUUCCGCAUCGAGGACGCGAGGAUCGACAGGUUCGAGGAACGAUUCACCGAUCUGAAGAUCGGCAAUUUUUCCAUGAUCAACGUCACGAUCGAACGCAUCGACCAGCUGAAUUUCUCGCAACGAAGCGACACUCUGCGCAUAAUAGACAGCGAAUUUCGAAACGUCACGGAUUCUUUGAAUUUCGCUUACUUCUCGAGCGUCGAGAUCGUUCGAUCGACGUUUCGGCUGGGAAAACCUGGUUACGUGUUGAUCGAAGGCGAUCUAGUUUUCCUGGAAAAUUGCGUGUUCUCGAACGCGAGCGCAAACCUGGUCGCGAGCAAUAGCAUCGAGAUAAACGGUACCUGCGCAGACGGGAAGAGCUCGAUGAGGCUCUCGUCGAGUAAAAUUGAGAGCGCGAACAAUCGUCUGCCCACGGAGAUCGUUUAUACUAGGAAUAAAGGAAACUCGGAUGCUUUUCAUAAUCGCAAUAACACGGUGUGCAUCGCCGGAAACUGCAAAUGUCCAAAAAGCAGCGGUCAAAGUGCGCGACGACCGACUACCUUCUCGACCUUCGCUUCUCGUUUCCUUUCGUCGAUCGUUCUUCUCCUUUCGAUGCGUAUUUUUUUUUAAAUAUUUCGAAGAGAACGAUAUACCUUUCCCUUUCACUCACAGUAUCCCCUUUUUCCUUUUUCGAUUCGAUUUUAUAUAAAAUUGAAUGAACACUCUACGUUGUUUCUCGUCCUCCUUGAACGAGAUCUCUUUCGCGACUAAACCGUCUGUUUUUCUAGCAUCGUUCAUUUUUAUAUAUAAUAAAGACUCUUUACAAUUCUA
Molecule: messenger RNA, 1541 nt
Organism: Osmia lignaria (orchard mason bee)
Lineage: Eukaryota; Metazoa; Arthropoda; Insecta; Hymenoptera; Megachilidae
Source: RefSeq, a predicted model, not a curated record